CGCCACCAACCACCAGCACCCAAUUAGAAAGGCCACGAGGUCACCGUCGCCGCCAUGCCAAAGAACAAAGGCAAAGGAGGUAAAAACAGGCGCAGAGGUAAGAAUGAAAAUGAAUCUGAAAAAAGAGAACUAGUAUUCAAAGAAGAUGGACAAGAGUACGCUCAAGUAAUCAAAAUGUUGGGGAAUGGACGGUUAGAAGCAAUGUGUUUUGAUGGUAUAAAGAGGCUGUGUCACAUCAGAGGGAAAUUGAGAAAAAAAGUUUGGAUAAAUACCUCAGACAUUAUAUUGGUUGGCCUCCGAGACUAUCAGGAUAACAAGGCUGAUGUAAUUUUAAAGUACAAUGCAGAUGAAGCCAGAAGCCUGAAAGCAUAUGGCGAGCUUCCAGAGCAUGCGAAAAUCAAUGAAACGGAUACAUUUGGUCCUGGAGAUGAUGAUGAAAUCCAGUUUGAUGACAUUGGAGACGAUGAUGAAGACAUUGAUGAUAUCUAAAUGAAACCCAACAUUUUACAUUCCAGUUUUUCUGAAGGUUGCCAUACAGUUU
Ochotona curzoniae (black-lipped pika) is the source of this 541-nucleotide messenger RNA. RefSeq names its product eukaryotic translation initiation factor 1A, X-chromosomal-like. The record is from RefSeq and is a predicted model, not a curated record. NCBI's taxonomy places the organism in Eukaryota, Metazoa, Chordata, Mammalia, Lagomorpha, Ochotonidae. The coding region runs from base 55 to 489 and encodes 144 amino acids. Gene Ontology annotation, molecular function: translation initiation factor activity; RNA binding. Gene Ontology annotation, cellular component: cytoplasm. The transcript has a single exon. Gene Ontology annotation, biological process: translational initiation.